Molecule: messenger RNA, 1439 nt
Organism: Cydia strobilella
Lineage: Eukaryota; Metazoa; Arthropoda; Insecta; Lepidoptera; Tortricidae
Exons: 4
Coding region: 151-606 (151 amino acids)
Source: RefSeq, a predicted model, not a curated record
UAGACUAUACAAAGAAAGCCGUCAAUGUCAAAAUGACGUCCAAUGAAAUCCGACCGCGCAAAUUACGGAUUUCGUAUCGAUUUUCACUGCCGUAAAUAUUAGAACUUGACCUGCUAUAGCAUUCCAAGUUCCUUUACUACCCUCGCCUCGAUGUCAACACAAUCGAAAACAAAAGCUAUGCCUCUAUUAGACUUGAAAAUGUACGUGCGAGUGGUGGCGGCGGUGUUCUCUAUUUCGUCUUCGACCGCGUUUGUGAUGGCUCUGCUUCGGUUAUUGAAGCCGGAAUUAUUCUAUUUGGAGCCAUUAUUCAGUAGCGAUUUGGGAGUUCACUAUUUCAUCUCCGGCCUAAUGAUUGUGACGAGCGCCAUAGGCUUCCUGAACAGCUGUAUCGUCAUGAACCGGAGCACAACCCUGAACACCAGUCGGAACAUUACGACUUGGUUGCUGCUAGAUUCACUGUUUGAGACAAGUCGGGUGGUGUAUGUGUUUGUGGCCGAGGUGGUGCUGAAAGGGAAGGGCCCGAUACAGUUGUAUGAUUUGCUGAUCAGCGCUGCGCAAUAUUUGCUGGAUAGCUUCCUCUACUGCCAAAUGAUACUCAGACACUAGUACACGUGGAAAACUCGUAGUUUUAAAUUAUUAAUCAAUAUAUAGCACUAUAUAGAUCCAAGAUUUAUAGCAUUUAGUGAAAAUCUUCCAAAGAAUAUUCUAGGCUACAUAGUUGAUUGUUUUGUCAAAAUUAUGAUCUUGAUAGUGUAAAAUACGGUAUUUUUCUAGAAGGAAGAUACAAUGAUAUUAUAAGCCAUGGUCGAGGAAUUUGAUUUGUGAGAAAUUGAAGUUAUUGUCAAAAAAAAGUUGCUUGUACAGGCAGACCAAGCUAACUAUGCAUGGCAUUUUCAAAAAUGAAAUGUGGCAAUGACAUCAUUGAUGUUAGAUUUCUAUGGAAAUAUAAUAUCCAUGAUGACACUCUCACACUUUGUUCUGUUCAAAGUCCGUGCAAUAGUACAUUAGGAUACAAGUGCGAAAAGUAGGAAAUUCGCAAUUCGCGCGUUUUAAAUCGACACGAGUUGCGAAUAACCUUUUCGCACGUGUAUUCUGCAACGUUUUACAGUACAUAUGGCCCUUUAAAUUUUUGACAUACGCACGUAGGUAUAGUGCUAGUUACCGCCCUAGUGCGGUAAAGUAGCACCAUUUGUACUGUAAAGUUAUUUUUAUAGGUGCCAGGAUUUGUGAAUAUCUGUGUUGUGUGUGUCACAUGUGCCUUUCCACUGAGACAGAGAUGAGACGUGCGCAAAAUCAACUAACAGCAUUGGUUGUUAUAAUCCAGCAAAGUAGAGAAUCUCCUCUCAUCUCCUCCUCGGUGGAAAGGCAGCCUAAUUGCAUCGUAUAUUUUAAACCAUCACAAAAUUAUAUAUAAUCAAAUACAUUCCUGUCCUGUGUGA